CCCUCCACUCCCCCCAUCGUCAAGCGGCUGCUGGGCUGGAAGAAGGGGGAGCAGAACGGGCAGGAGGAGAAGUGGUGCGAGAAGGCGGUGAAGAGCCUGGUGAAGAAGCUGAAGAAGACGGGGCAGCUGGACGAGCUGGAGAAGGCGAUCACCACGCAGAGCAUCAACACCAAGUGCAUCACCAUCCCCAGAUCACUGGAUGGCCGGUUGCAAGUAUCCCACCGUAAAGGGCUUCCCCACGUGAUCUACUGCCGGCUAUGGCGGUGGCCUGACCUUCAUAGCCACCAUGAGCUGCGUGCCAUGGAGAUGUGCGAGUAUGCCUUUAACAUGAAGAAAGAUGAAGUCUGUGUCAACCCCUAUCACUACCAAAGAGUGGAGACACCAGUUUUACCUCCAGUGCUGGUACCAAGGCACACAGAGAUUCCAGCAGAGUUCCCGCCAUUAGAUGAUUAUAGUCAUUCCAUUCCAGAGAACACUAACUUCCCGGCAGGUAUUGAGCCACAAAGCAACUACAUUCCAGAGACACCUCCUCCAGGUUAUUUGAGUGAGGAUGGAGAAACCAGUGACCACCAGAUGAACCACAGCAUGGAUGCAGGUUCUCCAAAUUUAUCUCCAAAUCCUAUGUCUCCUGCACAUAAUAAUCUGGAUCUGCAGCCUGUUACCUACUGCGAGCCAGCUUUCUGGUGCUCUAUAUCCUACUAUGAACUCAACCAGCGAGUAGGAGAGACGUUUCAUGCUUCACAGCCUUCUAUGACUGUGGAUGGCUUCACCGAUCCUUCUAACUCAGAACGCUUCUGUCUUGGCUUAUUGUCUAAUGUGAACAGAAAUGCAGCAGUGGAGCUCACAAGACGACACAUUGGAAGAGGAGUAAGGCUGUACUACAUUGGAGGAGAGGUUUUUGCCGAGUGCCUUAGUGACAGUGCCAUUUUUGUCCAGUCUCCUAAUUGUAACCAACGCUAUGGCUGGCACCCUGCAACUGUUUGCAAGAUUCCACCAGGGUGUAACUUGAAGAUUUUUAACAACCAGGAAUUUGCAGCCCUCUUGGCUCAGUCUGUGAAUCAGGGUUUCGAGGCUGUGUAUCAGCUGACCAGAAUGUGUACAAUCCGAAUGAGCUUUGUCAAGGGCUGGGGAGCUGAAUACAGGCGGCAGACUGUAACCAGUACCCCCUGCUGGAUUGAACUGCAUCUGAAUGGCCCAUUGCAAUGGCUAGACAAGGUCCUUACUCAAAUGGGUUCCCCAAGCAUUCGUUGUUCCAGUGUAUCUUAAGGAAAUGGUCUCCUUGCGGGGAAAACAAGGACUCUGGAAUAUGGAAUCAGGUUAACCCUUGGCAAAAAGCGUCAUAAAUAAAUUCCCCAGAGUAGUUACAUGAUCAGAAAAACAUCAAUUGCCAAAACAAGAGGUUGUUUUUAAAUGAAGUGUCCAUUUUAAGCCACUUCCCUGGAACACCGUUAACACAUAGUAUAGGCCAUUGGAGGAAGAAUUUGAAGCUGAUGUUUUUAUGCUAAGAACAUGGACUUCUGUUUUAGUGGAGUGAAGCAAGCACUCUUCAUUUAAAUCCUUGUUGUGCCUAUGUUGCUUCUGCUAUGUACAGCUCCAAGUACGGGAAAGCUGCUUUCACCAGGUGCUCACUGGGCUAGGGGCGGUUUUUCCAUGUGUGUUACAGAACAUCAGCCGUAGCACCUCUGUACAGCAGAUACCAUUGAACAUUCCCGCCAAGCCUUACUUCUGCAUUACUCUCCAACUGCCUGACAGCCAUGUCUGCCCUUUCUAAAUCAGCCCACAGCAACAGUGGGGCAGAGGUGUUAAAUAAAAACAACACACUCUCUCACAAGAGAGAGCCCUCCUGCAAAGCGCUGAGGAGUCCCCCAGAGGGAGUUUCCCUUGUCAGACAGUGGGCAGUGAGGCAGGCCUGGCUUUCUGUGCAAGAUACACAGGUAAUACCACAGUAAUGUUAGAGACUGGAUGUAUGGGCAGCAAAAGACCUAUGUUAAGAUUUGUUUUAAUGUCGCUGCAGUGCUAUUGAUUGACUAGGGCAAGUUUCAGACGAGUGUUUGCAACUCCUUGCAAUGUGCUCUUGCCGCAUCUGGAUGAGUUAAGCCUACCUAGUGAGGUAGACCCUUUGCAUUAAUUACAUGAACUUUUGUAUUGUAGUCUCUAAGUGUUGAAUGGUAUCUUACCCUUCUUAAAUUGUAUGGGCUUAGUGAAUUUAGUGGUGGGGCUUAGGAGAAGAACUAACCAGUCCUUGCUCUUUCAGAAAGAGCACAUGGGAAUACCCUGCACUAGAGCACACAAUGCUGUCAUGUGCCAAUCUAACAGUUUAGCCAUAACAUCUCAGAUAGAGAAAUACUUUGUUAAAAACUACUGUCAAGGUAUUGUGGAGCCUGUUGGAAAAAAUAUAAGAGGAGAGUGUGUUUUACAUGUAUUGUAAAAUACUCUUUUUUAAUAUCCAUCCACACUCGACCGUUGUAAUGGUAGUUGUUCCCAGUAGUGACUGUCAUGGCAAGCAGAAAUAACUUCUAUAACUGGAAAAAACAAAAACAAACCCACACUGCUUGCUGCAAGCUAAAAUUUGCCAUACACUUUUCAUAACUUAUUCUUUGCCACACAAUCAUCUGUUUCUCUUUGUUCUUGUUAAAUAUCAUACAUGUUUGUGCCAAAAUGUCAGGAAAAAAAGCCUACCACAUUCAGAAUUUCCUGAGGAAAUCUGAUAGAAAGACUAUUAUAGACCUAGGUUUGACUCUGGGCAGUAUAGACUUUUCUUGGCAGUGCUUUGUGAUAAAUAAGGCCUCAAUCCUGCAAGCACUUAUGCACGUGAUUAACUUUUAGACAUGCGAGUAGUUCCACUGAACUCCAUGUGACUACUCUUGUGCGUACUUGUGUGCGCGUUUGCAGAAUCAUGGGCUGUCUCUCAUAACUGGGCAGUGAGUUUUUGAUGCCAUUGCAGAUGCACUUCAAAUGUUUGCAUGUGUCUGGUCUAUGUACUAAGACUUUUAUUACAUACCCUGGUACCCAUUUCUCUACUGGCCAAAAUAAUUGGUUUACUAACUCAAUGUUGGUAUUUGGAGGCAUCACCAAGGAAGCCUUUCUUUAGUAUGCAUACUGAACAAAUUCUCCUAGAUUUACCCUGCUACACAAAUUUUCUUUCCCUUCCUGCAGGAGAGUGUCUAUGCCUUCAGUUUCACAUUCAAAAUGUCUUUCAGGAGAUUCCUUGCCGGUUUUGUUUUCUCAUAGCAACUAAAGGGAUGUCUUGGAGAAUGACUGUCCAUCAAACCUCUAAUGUGUAAUUCAUGCUCAUGGCUGAGAAUUCCCAGGCAGACUUGUGCUCUCACUCCAGACUCUUCUCCUCCAACUUUGACUAGAGUUUUCGUGAAGCAUCAGUGCUUGAGUCAGAGUACUGGAGGGUUCUGUCAUUCACUAUUUCUACAGUGCGUUUGAAUUUGUUGAACUAUGAAUGCCUGUGAUUCAUGCACUGCGAGGGGGUCUGAGUAGUAUGGCAUUCAUGAGCCAUUUAAAAAGAGGUCUGACUGUCACUUGGAUUGAUUUGAUAUAAGUUGGCUUCUUUCACUCUAGAGAUGAGCUUUUGACAUAAUGGCAUGGAAAGAUACAGAGCUGUUUUGAAUUGCUGUUGUGGUUAGAAAAAAUGCUAUGUAAAAGUGGCCCCUGGUUUUUUCCAUGACCAUCUAUAGUCAGAUUUACUUAUUUCGCUGCAUGAACCCCAUUUUACUUCCUUACAUAAUCACGGAGAAUGCUGGACUCUAUUUUCUCUGGUGCCUUAGUAACAAAAGUGGCCUCCUAAAUUCUGAUUGUCAAAUCUUUAACUAGUGAUGGUGUAAACCAGAAAAAUCCCAGUUUGACUUUCAGAUUGAAUUAGCAGGGUAGCAGCUAUGGAAAGGGGGCAGGUUCAUGGAAAGAAUCUUCCUUUCAGGGUCUGAUAUGCAUGUGGACUUCAUUUAGCAAACCAGGUAUCUGUUUGAUUUGGCAGAGGGUAAAAACCUGCUAACCUUUAUGAAUAUAUAGCACAGAAAGCUGCAUUCAGAUUACAGUGGUACACUAUGGUUACCAACAUCAUCAUUCCUGUAAAAUGUAGGCCUUUUAGUACAGUUAGAUAAAAUAAUAAGGGGAAAAUUUGCCUUAAUUUGAAUAUUAAAUUCCUCCCCUUUCCCUUCUUUGCCUUCUCACUAUUAGCUUUAUGGUUUUAAAGUCCCCUUAAGUUCAGGUACAAAGUACUAUGUACCUUUUAAACAGUUGACAAAAUUAGAGGGGGGAAACUUUGCAAUCCAAAGGUUUUGUGUUGCAGAGUUUCAAGUGGAUAUUGUUCACAUAAAAGCUUGUUCCCCAUCAGGUUUGAAAUGUACUUUGUGUGUCUUAAUCAUGCCAUUUGUGGGUGACACUACUGAAAGGGAAUAGAUAGCACUUGGGCGUAGCUUAUUGUAAUCAGCAUUGCUCCAGAGGUGCCUGUGGGUUGUUUUGUUUUAUUACUUAUUUUCUAAAACUUUAUUAUUGUAGCUUUGAUAUGUAGCACAAAUGUAUGCAGUCGAUCAUGCCUUAGCUUAGAUUACAUAUCUGUACUGGAAUAGCCUCUCAUUUAUCUGUAGUCUUGGCUAGAUUACCAGGAUUUCAUACAUUUUUGUUACAAGCACAGAGUCAGUAGCAGGAACUUUGACUCUUUUUAAUUAGUGUAGCCAUACACAAGGGCACGGCUGCUGGCAGACGUUACAGAUGGCCUUGUGAUUUUUAAUGACUGUGGUGAAUUUUUUUAUUAAUAUUUUGGUCAGAAUUGCAGUGUGUAUUUUGUGUUUAGCUUGUCUUAGAGUAAAAUCCAGUGGUAUACAUUGAUUUAAUCAACAGCUACAACGUAGGCGUGUGGGAGGAAUUGGAAGCAUAUCCAACUUUCCUCAAGGUUCUUGCCACAAACAUUUAUCCAAGGAAUGAUGAUGGAUGGGUGACCUUAAAGAAAUAAUUUCUAUUCAGCCAGUUUCCUCUCCUCUUAGAGUCAAGUAUACUUGGAACUGUACAGAGACACUCUCUAGGGUAACAGAUUUACAUAGUUGAGUCUGAAGCAGCUAGUGUAUACGUCCGUAUCUCAUUCCAGUUAGUAACUGGAAGAAGCACUAGGAGGUAGAGCAUAGCUCUGUGGAUGACUUCAACAACACAGAAAAUAUCUCAGUGUGAGUUCUCCUGGUACUCUGAGGCCCUGGGUAGGUAGAAGGAAUGGAAUAUCAAAAUAAACUGGUCUAAGCUAGAAUGAGAAAUUAUUAGUCACCAUGUAGUAGUUGACUGAGCUGUAUGGUUAAGAAAUUCAGUAUAUUCUUAUACAUUUUAAUAUUUAUCGAGUUUCUUAGAAAAUUCAAAUGAAUCAAAUAUUUAAUUUUUAACAGAGCGCUUCAGGGUUGAAAUGAAAGAUCUGAGAUUUCUCAUGUGCUCCUCUCUGAUGCUGUUAUGGGAGCAGCUAGACAUCUGUCCUAGAACUGGUCAGCAAAUUAAACAAAAUAUGGGCUUCUGUUCCAUUUGCUUCAAUUUGCUUCAAUUGUUUGGAUGGCUGUUCUUUUGUCUUCUAACAGUAAGUGUUGUACACAGGUUGGCCAUUGCACUGCGCUCUUCAGGUCUUCUCAUUUAAAUAUUUUACAACAAAAUGAGGCUUUAAAAAUAAUAAAUGAGUACUCAGUAAAUGUUUUGGUUCAUCUUUCCUCCUGUACGGGACUACUGGAUGAAGUUGCACCAUUGCAUCCUCUUUCAUCUUGAGACUGGAGGAGGCCCAUCUCUUUGUUGCUGGAGGGAAUUGUUUCCCCUUCUUGUUUAUGAGCAUGUUUGCCUUAGUACUUAGAUUUUCUUAACUUGAGAUUGUACGUUAAUGAAUGGUGCAGUUGCCUAUGUGCUUUAGCUUAAGCAUUAUUCACCUGUUACUAAAGGCCUGUACCAUGUAUGCCCUCUUAUUUCAUAUGUGAAACUGUUCUAUUUUUGUCAUUUUAAUAAACUUUAAUUUUAAAAAUAA
Messenger RNA from Pelodiscus sinensis (Chinese soft-shelled turtle), 5992 nucleotides. It is a transcript of the gene SMAD3, whose product is annotated as SMAD family member 3. Lineage: Eukaryota; Metazoa; Chordata; Testudines; Trionychidae. Gene Ontology annotation, cellular component: heteromeric SMAD protein complex. Gene Ontology annotation, molecular function: I-SMAD binding; DNA-binding transcription factor activity, RNA polymerase II-specific; RNA polymerase II cis-regulatory region sequence-specific DNA binding. The record is from RefSeq and is a predicted model, not a curated record. Gene Ontology annotation, biological process: transforming growth factor beta receptor signaling pathway; positive regulation of transcription by RNA polymerase II; anatomical structure morphogenesis.